This is a messenger RNA of Trichosurus vulpecula (common brushtail), 1318 nucleotides long. It is a transcript of the gene YIPF2, whose product is annotated as Yip1 domain family member 2. The transcript is spliced from 9 exons. The record is from RefSeq and is a predicted model, not a curated record. Bases 162 to 1076 code for a protein of 304 amino acids. Lineage: Eukaryota; Metazoa; Chordata; Mammalia; Diprotodontia; Phalangeridae. Gene Ontology annotation, molecular function: small GTPase binding. Gene Ontology annotation, biological process: vesicle-mediated transport. Gene Ontology annotation, cellular component: membrane; Golgi apparatus.
GCAGGCGCAGAGGAGGCGUUCCACGCAGCUGGUCGAGACAGCUGGAGGGGUGGGCAGAGCGAGCCGCGGCUUAAGCCCCGGGGGAGGAGGGGCUCCUCUGCCUGACCCCCGGCCUGUCUCGGUAGGGGCGCGAGUUCGGAGAUGUGGUGAGAGCGCUGGCCAUGGCUGCGCCCCAAGAGCUCGCCUUCCACGAAUUUGAGGAGGCUGCCGACCUGCUGGCUGAGACACCAGGGGCUGCCACCAUCUGCAGCCUUGGGGAACUGCAGGGCCAUGUGAGCCUGGCUGGGGACACAGAGGACCAAGAAGAUGGAGAAAUGGAGAAUGAUCAGACCCAGCUGCUGGGGGGUGAGAAACAACCUCCGAAUUUCUGGACCUUCGGCUACCACCAGUCUUUCUUUGAUGUGGAUACCCAUCAGGUGCUGGAGAGGAUCAAAAGUUCACUGUUGCCAGUACCUAGUCAGAACUUUGUGAGACACUGUCUUCGUCAUCAUCCAGAUCUGUAUGGGCCUUUCUGGAUAUGUGCUACACUGGCUUUCACGCUGGCUGUGAGCAGCAAUCUGGCCACCCUGCUGCAGAACUGGGGAGAUUCUUCCUUUUCUUAUAGCCCACAGUUUCAUAAAGUUACUGUUGCAGGGAUCACCAUUUACUGCUACGCCUGGCUGGUACCAACAGCACUAUGGGGCUUCCUGCAGUGGCGAAAGGGGGUCAGAGACUCUGUUGGCUGCUAUACCUUUCUGGAGAUUGUGUGUGUCUAUGGAUACUCCCUCUUCAUCUACAUCCCAACUGUGGUCUUAUGGCUGAUCCCCAUCUCAGGGCUUCAGUGGUUUCUUGGGGUCUUGGCUGUGUCACUAUCAGGGGCUGUGCUUUUGCUCACCUUCUGGCCUCUUCUCCGCUCAGACACCAAGGUGGUAUCAGCAGUGCUGCUUACAGUCAUGGUUGCCCUCCAUGCCCUCCUGGCCAUCGGCUGCAAGUUCUAUUUUUUCCAGUCCCUGCCUUCAAGGUCCAUUCCUGUGCCCCAAGCCCCACUCCACCAGGUCACACUACCUGGCUACUCCAAAACUUCUGCAGUCCCCUAGAAGAACAGAGCUGGGGAAGCUGACAGACCAAGUACCAUUAUUCAUCCUGGAGGAGAAACAACCAGAGCAGGGUUCCCCUGCCAGGUGGUCAUCAGGUGAUCUCCAAAGGAAGGAAGGAGCCAUCCGGAGCUGAGUCACUGUGUUCAUUCUGCUGGUUUGAAGACAUUUCUUACAAAUCAAAAAGUUUAUUUUUUAUGCAAAGGUGAUUUAAAGAGACUAUAUAAAAAUGGGACUUCUCCUCA